This is a messenger RNA of Entrophospora candida, 441 nucleotides long. The record is from the annotation of a GenBank genome assembly. Lineage: Eukaryota; Fungi; Glomeromycota; Glomeromycetes; Entrophosporales; Entrophosporaceae.
AUGACUUUAGGAAAGUGCGUAACCGGAUCAGAUAAUAUAAAUCAAUGUCAAAAAGAUCGAUUAUUUGGAAAAGCAUAUAAAAUCGAAUCAUUUAUAUUUAAAAAGUGUGGUUCAAGUGUCAACGAAACUUAUAAAGAUACAACGAGAUCACAUAUUUGGAAUCUUUGCGAUAAGAAAAAUCCCGAAUUACGACAAAACGUUAUUGAAGGUUUAAUUAGUGAAGAAGAAUUUGCUAAAAUGAACGCCGAAGAAAUGGCUUCACAAGAAGAAAAAAUUAAAAAUAAAAUAAUACUUCAAAAUGCGCUUCAACAUUCAAUUGGAAUAGAAGAAAUGCAACCUAUUGAACACGAUGAUUAUGAUCCAAAUGAACCAAGAAUUGUUAUGGGUGAUCGUGCUGGAAACAGAGUUUGGUCAGGAUCUGAUUUGGAUGCAACAUUUUAA